Molecule: messenger RNA, 858 nt
Organism: Nicotiana attenuata
Lineage: Eukaryota; Viridiplantae; Streptophyta; Magnoliopsida; Solanales; Solanaceae
Exons: 7
Source: RefSeq, a predicted model, not a curated record
AUGGCUCCAAAAAGACUACGUGGUAUUCUGGCAUACUGCGUUUCAUUUUCUUUUACAUUUCACAGGGAUCAACAUCCUGGGGUUCAGGAAUUGAUGAUGACUAAUAUCCGCAACUUGCAAGCCUUUGCGUUAUAUAUUCAGAAGACAGAUGUCAAGUUUGACCUGUUUUCCGUGACCAAGGAAAUGGAGAAACGGGUGCAAAACAUUGAUGAAUUUGCAAUAUUAGCUUUCAACUUUGUGAGGGAGGCUGAAGCUAUGGCAAGAAUUCGUCAUUUCCUUUGCCAAAAUAACAAAAAAUCCCGUGUUGGGCUACCUUGUGUGAUACGAGACAUGGUCAGCAGGUAUGCUCAGGUUGCAUUGCUUGAUUAUGGGCAAGUGAAGGAUCUUCCUGAUGAACUGAGGCUUGGAUAUGCUAAGUUGGUUCUUGCAAUUGCCGAUACUGAUCCUUUAAGGGCAUCAGAGAGCUACUGGUUUUAUAAUUUGCCUGAAACAGAAGAGAAUUUGUGCGGUGUCUGUUACCUUAUCAUGGUUGCAGUUGGCGAUGAAAUGGCAGAAAUUGGAGAAAUCAGUUACUGUCCUUUGUUUGGGACUUUGGGUAGCAGCGGAGACCACCUUGAAAAUAAUAUAUCCCUUGGCAUACCUGGUGAAAGAUACCAUAUCCUUCAUAGGCUAUUAACCAUUCAACCAGAACUAGUGGCUGAUUUUUCUCUUGAAAUCGAGACCUUGAGCAAAUGCGAGAAUGAACAAAAGGAAGUGCUUAGGCUGGCGCAGACAAUGUUUGACAUAAAAUUAUCCCCCGGAGUUACAAUGCGGCAACCUUUCGCAGAAGAAUUUUCAAUCAAAAAGAUUGCUGUUAAG